CAAGGCAGCUUUUCACCGGAACACAUGCUGAGUGCUGGGGGAACUCAGCAGGUCGGGUGGCCUGAGGAAGGAAAUGAACCUUUUCGGGGCCGAGACCGCACUCUGUCCCGGCACGUUUAACGAUAGACCCAUUACCCACUCCAAUUCUCCUGGGUCCUCCCGGGACGGCACUUCGGUCCUCCCACCGAGCGGCGGCGCAGUGGCCGCCCGGCCCCGGGGCGGCGGGGUGGUGGUGGUGUGUGCGGAGCGGGAGGGAGAAUCCGAAGGUCGGGCCCCGGUCCCGGGGAGCGGAGCCGGGGGGAAGAGUCCGGCGGCCGGGCCCAGGCUCCGAGUGGUUGGUGAUUAGAGAAGCUGUCCUUGCACUCCUGCACUGGGAUGCUUCAGUCGUUUGUGUCCCAAGGCCCUUUGGCUUCCGGAUUGGCGUUGGCUUUAUAACUGGUCAGAGAUGGGACCCCAGAGGCUGGUGCCCCAAGAGAAGGACUGGGCCUUAGCGGCCACCAAUGUCCUGCUCUUCAUUGUGUCCUUGGUGGCAUUUCAACGUGCUCGUAAGGUGAACCUGGGCUCGGCCGCCGCCUUCCUCCUGCAGGUGUGUGCGGCGUUCCUGGGCACGGUCUGCUGCUGCACCGGGGACGUGGCAUCCGUCCUGUGCCAGAGCCAGCGAGAGGCGGCCUGGGCCUCCACUGUCCUCGGCCCAGCCCUGUUCGCCUUCGCCUUCCACUGGACCCACCGCGACCGGCUGGCUGCCAACUCGGUGCUGACCGGCGCUCUCCUGGCCGCCGCCUGCUCAGACCCGCUGGCCAGAGGCGGCCAGAGUCCGGCCGUCCGAGCCGCCGUGGCCGCGGCUCUGCUCUCCGUCCUCACCGGCAGUCUCUUCACCGUCAACGGCUGGGGGGUGGCCGGCAGUGUGCUCGGCCUGCUGUCGGGCGAGCUCCCUCCCGCCGGGCCGCUGUGCCUCGGGAGCCCCUGUGUGCAGAACCUGCUGCUGGUGGCCAGCACUGUGGCACUGCAGCGGGCACUGGGGGCACAGGACAGCGCUGAGCUGCUGUGACCUGCUCAUCACUCAGGUGCAUGUUUGGGGGGGCUUCAGUCACAUGGCAGUGAGCACGACGCUGUUACACCUCCGGGAAUCCCAACGUUCGGGGUACAUCUCCGGCCUCCCCCCUGAGGAGUCUGCGUGUCCUUCCCGUGUGCACGCGGGCUUGCUCCCACAGUUCGGUCAGUGUGCCAGUUCACUGUAAAUGGUCCUGUGGGUAAGCUGUCGUUAAACGGAUGGCAGGCAUUCGCCUGCUCCAUGCUGCAUUUCUAAAUAAAUUAA
Messenger RNA from Mobula hypostoma (lesser devil ray), 1315 nucleotides. RefSeq names its product transmembrane protein 276-like. The record is from RefSeq and is a predicted model, not a curated record. The coding region runs from base 446 to 1048 and encodes 200 amino acids. NCBI's taxonomy places the organism in Eukaryota, Metazoa, Chordata, Chondrichthyes, Myliobatiformes, Myliobatidae. The transcript has 3 exons.